Adineta steineri is the source of this 858-nucleotide messenger RNA. The record is from the annotation of a GenBank genome assembly. Lineage: Eukaryota; Metazoa; Rotifera; Eurotatoria; Adinetida; Adinetidae.
AUGGCUACUGAUCAUAAAUACUCAACACAGAGUAAAUGGCCUAGAAAUACAUUAGUUGUUGUACCAGCAAUAUGGAAAGAAAUCAAUUGGACUAAUCCUUCAAAUUGGUCUUCUUGGCUUCGUGAAGGACUUGAAUUAUAUGCUACUAAACCUCGAACCUAUCAUGUUCAUCUUUAUCAACGUUUUGAUCCAUCUUCGAAAUACCCUUAUAAUUAUCCUUAUUGUAUGAACAUUCGAGAAGAAAGUGGUGUCUAUCUACAAUUUAUUCAUGAUUAUUAUCAUGAUUUACCGGAUAAAAUGUUAUUUAUUCAUGGAAAUCCUUUCGUUCAUACUAAGCUUGAUCCUAUUCAAUCUGCUCUAUGCUUCCAUGACGAUGUUCAAUUUGCUAGCGUAAACGAUAAUAGAGAAUUUAUUAAGAAACGAAGUUGGACAUAUUGGCCUAGAGAUCCAAGUGAUAAUAUUGCGUUGAUGUAUAAAUGUGCUAAACGUAUUCUAUACUCAUUUGGUUAUUUCGCUGAUUCUAUACUAAAUCCUAACGAUCUCAAAAGAAAAGACGAAAAUUUGAUUUCAGCAUUUUGUUGUGCUCAGUUCUAUGUGACGAAAGCACGUAUUCAUCAUUAUACGUACGAACAAUGGGUGAAGCUAUAUGACAUGAUUCGAGAGCCUUAUUGCACAACUCCAACCGAAAAUACCGAUGGGCUAAAAGAUAUUCAAUGGUUUGGAGGAACUCUAGAACAUCUUUGGCAUGUUAUUCUUGGUCUUAGUGAAGUUGAUUCACCACUGCCAAUAGCAAAAACUACUACUGAUCGAUGUCUGUGGCUUCGUCCAUCAUGUCGAGAACGGACUUGCUUUCCAUAA